Molecule: messenger RNA, 741 nt
Organism: Habropoda laboriosa
Lineage: Eukaryota; Metazoa; Arthropoda; Insecta; Hymenoptera; Apidae
Product: arginine-glutamic acid dipeptide repeats protein-like
Exons: 4
Coding region: 4-741 (245 amino acids)
Biological process (GO): negative regulation of transcription by RNA polymerase II
Cellular component (GO): nucleoplasm
Molecular function (GO): histone deacetylase binding; transcription corepressor activity
Source: RefSeq, a predicted model, not a curated record
GUGAUGGGCAUCGAGAGUGCAUCAGUGAACGAGAAACACCGCGGAGGUGUCGCAGACAUCCCAGAAUGCAGGGAACAAACCGACCUGGACACCGAGUACCGGGAUUUCCCGGAGGAAAAGAUCUGGAGUCCAAAGGAGGAAGUGAACGAAUGGGUUCCCCUCUACGUUUUCAUGGCUCGUUCUGUUUUGACAUUCGUGCAAGAGAGCCAGGGUAUUUCCAACAGAGAAGCAAUGGAGAACUCUUGCACGGGAUACGCGGAGCAGUACAUCACGGAUGUUCUUCACGACUCCGAGUAUAUACCGGAAGUCGCGCUGAAGACGCUGCUCACGAAAGAAUUGCCAAGAAAACUAGUUUCAAAAUGGACGCCACAAGACACUGAACUUUUCAUCAAAGGAAUUUCGAAACAUGGGAAGGAUUUCACGAGUAUUCAGAAGGAACUUCUUCCACAGAAGGACAUGAAGGACAUCGUAGACUUCUACUACGCCUGGAAGUGGUCAGAGCCAGCGAAGGAGUUCAGAAGUUGUCGUCGCAGGCGUCGUUCCAACUCCAAGCGACGCUUCCCAUCGAUCGGCUGUAUUUUCGGCGAGCUAUCGUCCCCGAAGAUCGUCACGCGCAGCGUCGCCGCUGCCUCGAGGCUCUCCCUCGAGAAGAGCGGGCAAAUCCUCGGCGUGGCGAAUCCCACGGAGUCCUCGAACGUGGUGGCGAAGAGGAGGCGAAAUGGUUCGCUGGUUGUUCGAUGA